GUUAGUUUGGCGCCUGGGACCGGUGCUGCCGAGUGAGCUUGCUUGUCACUUUAUCGUUGGGGGGGAAGGAGAAGAACCGGCGGAAGAGGAGGCCCGGCAGAGGAGACAGGCACUCAUACGGUAAUUCCCGCUUGUCCCGUGUGCUGGCUGGAGUGGGCUAUACUAUGGGCCCUGGGAUAAUCAUGGGCCAGACGGGCAAAAAAUCAGAGAAAGGACCGGUUUGCUGGAGGAAGCGGGUGAAAUCCGAGUAUAUGCGUCUGCGGCAGCUUAAGCGUUUCAGACGAGCGGAUGAAGUAAAGGGCAUGUUUAAUUCAAACCGUCAAAAAAUCCUAGAACGAACUGAAAUUUUAAACCAAGAAUGGAAGCAGCGAAGGAUCCAGCCUGUCCACAUUAUGACCUCGGUCAGCUCUCUGCGAGGGACUAGAGAGUGCUCUGUGACUAGUGAUUUUGAUUUUCCAAAACAAGUCAUCCCUCUUAAAACACUUAACGCUGUAGCCUCUGUGCCCAUCAUGUAUUCAUGGUCUACCCUCCAGCAAAAUUUUAUGGUAGAAGAUGAAACGGUGCUGCAUAACAUUCCUUACAUGGGAGAUGAGGUACUGGAUCAGGAUGGGACAUUUAUUGAAGAACUAAUUAAGAACUAUGAUGGAAAGGUUCAUGGAGACAGGGAGUGCGGCUUUAUCAAUGAUGAAAUAUUUGUAGAGCUGGUGAACGCACUCAGUCAGUACAGCGAUUAUGAAGAUGAUGAUGACGGAGAGGACAAUCAGGAUGACGAACAUGAGGACAAAGAAAAGGAUGAUGAUGAUGACAGUAUGGAUGACAAGGUGGCUCGUCUGCCACGGAAAUUUCCUUCAGAUAAAAUCUUUGAAGCAAUAUCGUCCAUGUUUCCUGAUAAGGGAACAACCGAGGAAUUAAAAGAAAAAUACAAAGAAUUAACAGAGCAACAGUUGCCAGGAGCUCUACCUCCAGAAUGCACUCCAAAUAUCGAUGGACCAAAUGCAAAGUCUGUGCAAAGGGAGCAGAGCCUACAUUCAUUUCACACCUUGUUCUGUAGGCGAUGUUUCAAGUAUGACUGCUUUUUACAUCCUUUUCAUGCCACUCCCAAUACGUACAAAAGAAAAAAUAACGAAGGUGCAAACGAUGGGAAACCUUGUGGACCCAACUGUUACCAACUUUUGGAGGGAGCAAGAGAAUUUGCUGCUGCAUUAACAGCAGAGAGGAUAAAAACACCACCCAAGCGUCCUGGUGGUCGCCGAAGAGGUAGACUUCCUAAUAGCACCAGCAGGCCUAGCACACCAACAGUUAACGUUUCAGAAGCAAAAGACACAGAUAGUGACAGGGAGGCUGGAACUGAAACCAGUGGAGAGAGCAAUGAUAAAGAAGAAGAAGAAAAGAAAGACGAGACCUCAAGCUCCUCUGAAGCAAACUCUCGUUGCCAAACACCAGUCAAAAUAAAGCCAAAUAUCGAGGCCCCAGAAAACGUCGAUUGGAGUGGAGCAGAAGCCUCACUGUUUAGAGUUCUCAUUGGCACCUACUAUGACAACUUCUGUGCAAUUGCAAGGUUGAUUGGUUCAAAGACGUGUCGACAGGUGUAUGAGUUCAGGGUAAAGGAAUCUAAUAUUAUUGCUCCAGUUCUUGCUGAGGAUGUAGAUACACCGCCAAGGAAGAAGAAACGGAAACACAGGUUGUGGGCCGCUCACUGCAGGAAGAUCCAGUUGAAAAAAGAUGGUUCCUCUAAUCACGUUUACAAUUAUCAGCCUUGUGACCACCCUCGCCAGCCCUGCGAUGGCUCUUGCCCCUGUGUGAUUGCACAGAAUUUCUGUGAGAAGUUCUGUCAGUGCAGCUCUGAGUGCCAAAACAGGUUCCCAGGAUGUCGUUGUAAAGCACAGUGUAACACCAAGCAAUGCCCAUGUUACCUCGCUGUGCGGGAGUGUGACCCGGACUUGUGUCUGACCUGCGGUGCUGCUGAUCACUGGGACAGCAAAAAUGUGUCGUGCAAGAAUUGCAGCAUUCAGCGAGGAUCCAAAAAGCAUUUGCUUUUGGCACCCUCUGAUGUGGCCGGAUGGGGAAUCUUCAUCAAAGAUCCUGUACAGAAGAAUGAGUUUAUCUCAGAGUACUGUGGAGAGAUCAUAUCUCAGGAUGAAGCAGAUCGAAGGGGGAAAGUAUAUGAUAAAUACAUGUGCAGCUUCCUCUUUAACUUGAACAAUGAUUUUGUAGUUGAUGCAACUCGCAAAGGCAACAAAAUUCGUUUUGCAAACCACUCUGUGAAUCCAAACUGCUAUGCAAAAGUAAUGAUGGUUAAUGGAGACCAUAGAAUAGGCAUAUUUGCUAAAAGAGCCAUCCAGACGGGUGAAGAACUGUUCUUUGAUUACAGAUAUAGCCAAGCUGAUGCUCUGAAAUAUGUGGGUAUUGAGAGAGAAAUGGAAAUCCCCUGAUGGACCAGCUACCUCUUCUUGCAGCCCAUGCCUUAUCUUCUUCAGGAAUUUUUAAUACUGGCGCAAUUUUUAGCUACAAAGAAUACAAAAUGCGAGUGGAAGUUCUGAAUUUAAUGAGUACUGUAUAACUAAUUUAUAGUGAUGUCAAAAACAAUUUAUUCUUUAUUUUUUUUUUUUUGUACCAGUGAAUUUUUGGCAAUAAUGUAUUGUGGUACAUCUCCCACCUCAAAUAAAAUAUACUUGAACUUCUCUA
Bufo bufo (common toad) is the source of this 2685-nucleotide messenger RNA. RefSeq names its product enhancer of zeste 2 polycomb repressive complex 2 subunit (gene EZH2). Gene Ontology annotation, molecular function: protein binding; histone H3K27 methyltransferase activity. The record is from RefSeq and is a predicted model, not a curated record. Bases 165 to 2432 code for a protein of 755 amino acids. The transcript has 20 exons. NCBI's taxonomy places the organism in Eukaryota, Metazoa, Chordata, Amphibia, Anura, Bufonidae. Gene Ontology annotation, biological process: chromatin remodeling.